AUUGCUAGUCCGUAGCGUCAGUAGAACGGCUUCCAGCAGGAAACACGCGGCCAACGUUGUUCAGUCAGUCUCGUGAGUGUUGAACGUUCGGAUCGGUUCUCGGUUAGCAGAUGUUUGCUUCUAUCUGCCUGUCUGAAACAGUUUGACUCGAUAUUCUUGGUAGAGAAAUUUUCGAUUACGUACGGCACAAUCAGUCAGAUAGCUUUGCUGCUGAAUGGUUAGUGGAGCAAACAACGACGAGGUAAAAUCGGAACCAAAUGCAUUUCUUCCGCUAUUGUAGUGCUGAAUAGAGUGCAUCAUAGUGAGGCAGUGAAAGUACAGGAGGUGUAUAUCCUCUGUAUGGAGCAGGGUAUCGUAGUUGAUUGCAUUACCGCAUUUGAUGAAUGAUGAUUGUGGAUCAUUUUGUUCUUGGCAUAUUUUUUAUGAGUCAGUGAGUUUGCCGUUUGGUGAAGCUAGCAAGUAGUGAUUGAAUGUUAGAGAAGUCUUCCGCUCGAGAGUGAAGUGGAGACGCACGGUGGUUGAUAUCGAAGGAAUAAUAUCAAAGAUUUCUUCUAUUGAUUCGCCGCUAGCUGAUGAUUCGGAUGCAAUCAGUCGUGAACUAUUGGGUCUUGGAUUGAAAAGGAAUCAAUAAUCUCCUUUCGACCAUAACGGUUGGGUUUGAGUGAAAGGAAGAAAAACCAGGUGGAAAAUUUCCUUUCCAAGUGGAUGUUAAUCGAAUUUGUGCACGGAUUGCGAUACUGGCUGUCAGGAAAUACGCAAGUGGCGCUACUCAUCCUAAAGUGUUCUCGCGUUUCCUUGGGAAAAGUUUCGGGAGCCUCUAAGCAAAUCAAAAUACUCUUCAGCAAAGGUUAAUCAAACAGUGUCGUGAUCUGAGCUGAAGGUGGAAGCGGAGUUAGGGCUUAUUUCCUCUUGAGUUUCACUUUCUAAGCCAUACCAAGAAAGUUUACAUUCUUUCGCCGUUCGCUCGAACCGGAUCAAGGUAGUCGUUGAAGCUGAAUCAACCUGUUUAUGAAAGUUUCAGCGUAAUCAAAACUCGAAUAGUGAUUAAUGAAAACAUCAGAAAUGUGUAUGCGCAUAAAGAAACAAAUAGAAUAAGGAAAGUCAAAUGAAAGUGAUCCAAACGAAACCGCAUUCCAUCCCGGCAUCAACUUUAGCUAUAGAUAUUCGAGUUAUAGAAGUUCACUUGAAUGGUAAAUAAGGGAACCUCCCGUUGAACAAAUAUUCUGUGAACAUUUUGGAUUAAGCCAUCGAGCCAAGAGAUUGCGAGCCAACUCGCAGAAGCUGUUGAAAAUGUUGGAUAAACGACGACUAGCCAGACGAGUCUGCUACCGGAUACUGGCACUGGUGCUGAUGAUGUUUUUCGUACAAGGUGAACAGUGAGAUUGACAUGUCCCUCAUUAUACCGAAUCCGUUGCACGAUGAAGGCAAGCACGCAUCAUGAGAUCUCCUUACUGACACUCAUUGGACCGUAUGAAUGAAACGUAGCAAGCUUGAGUUUCGGUGAAUCGACGUAAUUUAUAAUACUGAAAACUGUUACAAAAACGAAAAUGAUCAGGCACAACGACGUCCCCCUCGCAUUAUCCGGACAGCAAUUUCUUGGACGAAGACAAAUACUCACCCGGUUUCCUGACCCUGGGACAAAAGUACAGCAUAGCCAUCGGGUCAACGGUAGUAUUGCCGUGCAAAAUUAAUGAGACAGAAAACUCCAGCCACUAUGUAUUGGCCUGGAAGCGGGACAUCGCCGUGCUCACGGCCGGCACGGUCAAAGUUACCGUAAAUCCCCGAAUAAGGUUGAUGCCUGUGCAGGGACAAGCCGAUUCACAUGGCACACUGUCGACUGGAUAUAAUCUGGAAAUUCGGGACGUCCGGGUAAGCGACGCCGGCGAUUACAUUUGUCAGAUUGGCUCGAUGGAACCGAAGGAGAUUGUGCACACGCUGGAGGUACUCGUUCCGCCCAAGAUUGAUUAUGUCUCGCCGGUGAACAAACUGGACGUGCACAAGGGCACCCAGGUACGAUUGGAGUGUCGAGGAUCCGGUAACCCGGCACCCAAAAUCAUCUGGUCCCGAAGGAACAACGUGCUACCUAAUGGUGAGGCGAACAAAACCGGAAACGUGUUCGAUGUGAUGCAUGCGACCCGUCACACCAGUGGCCAUUAUAAAUGCACCGCCGAUAAUCGGGUCGGCCAACCAGACAGCAGGGAAGUCGUGGUCAAUGUGCUCUACCCACCCGAAAUCGAAGUAGAGCAGCAAAUCGUUCACAGUGGUGUCGGACACGAGGCUCAAUUAGUGUGUAUCGUCCAUGCCGAACCAGCGCCAAACGUGAUCUGGUAUAAGGAAACAACCCAGCUGGGCACCACCGAGCAGCAUUCACAACAGGUCCGUGGUAACAAGCACAGUCUAAUAAUUCGGAAUGUCACAUACCUGGAUCUCGGCAACUAUACUUGCCAAGCUUCAAACAGCCUGGGCAAGGACCGUAGCGCUCUCACUCUGAGCGGUUUACCAACGAUCUGCUACUUCGACUCGCCAACACUGAGCAGCUACCGGGACCAGUACAACAUCUCCUGGACGGUCCAGAGUUACUCCCCUAUCCGAGAGUACCGGUUGUUCUACCGUCUGCAAUCAUCAUCCAAAGCACAUCUGCUGCACACGGCCGGACAUGAAAAGGUGCUGGAUAAUCACAUCUAUAAUAACCAGGGUGGCAUGCACAAUAUGUACAGCAACAACCCAUAUAGCUCCAGCACCGGAGCACAUCUAGGCGGUGAGCAGUGGGAAAACGUGGUAAUUCCAGAGAUGCUAACCGAUUAUAACAGUAUUCACGGAGGACAUUACUACAACUCACCGUACAGCUAUCAGACCGGUACACGGCAUCGGAUGAGUUUCCAGCUGAAGAAGCUACAACCAGGCAGUAACUACGAAGCCCGUGUACAAGCCCGGAACGACCAUGGAUGGAAUCGGUUGUCUAGCAUAUUCCACUUUGCCACCCGAUCGGAAGACAUGGAGCUAGAACCAUCCGCCCAGCCGGCCGUGCAUGGUGCUGGUCUUCUGGACAAGGGUCUGCUAAGCAGUAGUAACGCGGUCGCGCCUGUUUUCCAUAAAUCAUCAACCCACGGUCUGCUGGUGCUCGUUAUAGCGAUCGUACCCUCGCUAGUAGGCAUUGUGGUAGGUGCGAUGGCGUCACGGCAGCAACAGCCCAUCUUAUCGACAUGAUUUGCAUCGUUUCCGUAAACCAGUCCAAUAAAUCACUAGACGAUCUACGCAACUAAUUAAGGCUUAACAGAACGGCAAACACAACUACUGUGAGAAACGUACAGAAAACACAAUGCCAAGCCGGGCAAAACUUGGGUACAUAACACUAUAAACUCUUCAGUUAUCGUUCAAUAACAUUGUCGCGAAUGGUAACAGUAAGCAGAAUUGGAGAGAAUGAGUCUCGCAAGAUUUUUCAAGUUGGUUGUAGAUUUGUUUAAUUUAGUCAAAUCCAGCAAGAUUGACGAUUUCAAACGUACUGGUAUCUAAAAGUUAAAUUAUAUGUUGAAAAGAAUACUAAUUUUAGUUCACUGACCUCAUUCAUUCUAUGUUAUACCAAAGAAAUAGGCAAAAUUAAUCGAAACAAGAGACUUUGAGAAGAUCACAUAUGACACUAAAAUAAUUUUUAAGUAUGAUUAAAAUCAAAGAGUAAAGUAGUGUAUAUUCAUUCUGCAAACGAAGAUCUAGAGUACAGUUAUUUUACAAUCUGUAAAGUUGAAAACUUGUCGUGAACAAAGUGUAGAAACAAAUUUAUUCAGUCUCCUGGUAGAAAGCUGAAUCAGCAAAUCAGACAAAAAUUAUCCGCGACCAGCGUAGUGACCUUAAUUUUUUCUCUAAUUUUGCCGGAAAAUUUUUUCACAACCAAUCAAUCCAAAUACGAAAUUCCGAUACAUCGCGAAAUUAUCUUUUCACUUUGCUUUUUUGAAAACGGUAAACUGUCAGACAAAUUUUAUUACGUAGGUAAAAGAUAUUUGUAAGUUGAUUGAAUAGAUAUUAUAGGUUAAGCCUUUCUGAAUAUAGACACACAUCACUAGCUGAUCGAGAAAAAAACUAAUCAGUAUUCACGUACACAGUCAACGGCACCUUGCGUUUAAUAUUUUAACAGCUUGAUAAUCAGUACGAGCGAAUUUUAAAUUUGAGAAAGUAAAUAUAAACAAACCCAUUUUACCGCCGAAUAAUCGUGAGAAUAUUUUUCUGUACAUAAAAAACAUUUAGGAAAAAAAUAAAACAUCAAAGUAAGAAAUGUUCAUCAAAACGUAGAUCCAGAUCAUCAAAAAUGCCAAAGUCUAGAAAAAUAAUACAGUAUAGCUAUGUCAUGUCAACAAUCGCUUGUAAACAAUAUGACACGCAUACAUUCAUGCAAAACAUGUAAAUUCGAUUAAUUUUCAUAACUUUGUUUUCGUGGGACCAUGUCAAACGGGAAAAUAAUAAUAAAAUGAUUACCAAACCACACACUGGAGCAGAAACAUGAUAAAACUGUCCAUAGUAGUGUUUCGUUGAGUCAAAUGGCAAACCAGUUAAUAAUUGAAGAAUAAUAAGGCUUGUGAACAUGCCCACAGCCCAGUAUAAUACCGACAACAAGAGGCGAAUAAAUUGUUUCACAGGCUCUUUGAGUGGAAUACACUGCCUCUCAUAAGGUUUGUGACCGCAUGGAUGCAGCAGUUAUUGACAUUUUAUCUCAUUUACAUUCCAGACCAAAUUGUUUUCUACUCUUCCUCUUUCCCUUUUUCAAUCCAUAUCAGAAAUAAACGAAACAAAAUACUAUAAACAGAAGAAAAAAUAUACUAAUGAAACACACAGGAACAUAUUCAACUAUAUCGAAAUAAAAGCCCAGUGUCGAAGAUUUAUGUGUAUAUGUGCAAAGUUGAUCGAAUGAACCGACAUAACGUCAGAAAAAAUAAAUGUUUCAGUAAUUAUUUUCAAAUGCUGAAAAAACAGUAAAUUGAUUCCGCAUCGUAAUCUACCGUUCAAUAAGAUUAAUCGUUCAUUUUUGUCCGGUGAAUAAAGGCAUUAACAACGCUAUGACAAGAACCAAAUUUUAGUUGCUUUAGUAUAUUAUCUAUUUAAAUAUUAAUCUAAUGUUCAAAAGAAUUACCCAUGGCGAAUAAUUUGAAGAAGAACAAGACAAUUUAAGAAACGAAAGAAAAAUAAAAAAACGAUUCCCAGCUUCUUCGAAUUUGUCAAAUCUUCAUUCGUUUAGAUGAAGCGUAAUAGUCAGACUUUAUACUGAAGCUACUACAAACCGAACCUCUCUUUGGUUGCUGAAAAAUAAAUAAAUGUUCUUAAGUGACAUAAUAUAUUUGUUUAUCUACCAUGGUUCAUUUUUAGCCCUCACUCGAACAUACGAACGACGUGAAGCUUGCACUGGUGCGAUGAUCUGAGUUAAAAAAUUGGAACUAAUAGUAGAUCAGGAAUUCUUUCUAAUUUCGAUUGUUCAUCUUAUUUCACUACCGAAACCUAGUAUCACAGCUAUUGUUAGGAUCAAAUAUCGUAUGUGUACAUAGAAAGAAAACCAAAAACAAUUAUCAGAAAAUUUUCCUCUACCAAAUGUGGAAAUUAUCAAAGAUGUGCGCCGUCAAAUGUUAAAAAUGCCAGAUGAAUAGAAGAGGCUUUUACCCACCAUUACAGUAAUGUAUAAGCCAAGAGCGAACGAGUUGGGGAACAAUGCGAAAUAUAUAGAUGCGUUAGGAAAACUCUGAAAAAGUAGUAAUAAUAUGUCAGAAAAGAUUGAAAACGUGUGAGAAACAAUAGAAACAGAUGAACAAACCAAAACACUAAUUUAAGAACAGAUUGAAAAUGCUAUCUUGAACUUAUGUGAAAAAAACUAAAACAUAAAAUAUUGUAAAUUAUAUAUAAAUGAUGAAAAUGAUUAAUAAAAAAGAGAUGAACUAAAUCCUGGAUAUAAGGUGUUCGAUCUUAAA
Messenger RNA from Malaya genurostris, 5945 nucleotides. Its product is annotated as neural cell adhesion molecule 2-like. The record is from RefSeq and is a predicted model, not a curated record. NCBI's taxonomy places the organism in Eukaryota, Metazoa, Arthropoda, Insecta, Diptera, Culicidae. Gene Ontology annotation, biological process: synapse organization; homophilic cell-cell adhesion. Gene Ontology annotation, molecular function: axon guidance receptor activity; protein binding. Gene Ontology annotation, cellular component: axon; neuronal cell body; plasma membrane. The transcript is spliced from 10 exons. The coding region runs from base 1795 to 3207 and encodes 470 amino acids.